Babesia microti strain RI is the source of this 177-nucleotide messenger RNA. RefSeq lists its product as hypothetical. NCBI's taxonomy places the organism in Eukaryota, Apicomplexa, Aconoidasida, Piroplasmida, Babesiidae. The record is from RefSeq and is a predicted model, not a curated record. The transcript has a single exon. Bases 1 to 177 code for a protein of 58 amino acids.
AUGUUUAACUCGAGACCGUGCAACUGGAGCAGUAUAGUUAAAUACUAUAUGCACAAAGCCACCAACGCUAAAUAUCAGCAACCAAAUCAAUCUAUUGGGCCAGACACAUCAAAAGAACCACAAAAGGAAGAAAAAAAAUCCCAACUCAUAAAAAUCAAAAUAAACAAUUCUGUGUAG